GGAUGUCUGGUUGGGAGGCAGGCGAUUAAACAGCAGACAUGGAAGGGAGAGGACCCUACCGCAUCUAUGACCCUGGUGGGGGGAUGGAGGAGAAAGGAUCUGUGACUUUUGAGCAGCUGGUGGAGGAGAACACCCGGCUGAAGGAGAAGAUGCAGGGGAUAAAGUCCAUAGGAGAGCUGCUGGAAGAGUCCCAAGUGGAGGCAUCCAAGCUGCGGCAGAAGGUGGAGGACCUUGUGAGACACAAAGAAAUGCUGAUGGCCUCAUCAUCCUUGGACAAACUGGUGGAAAUGGGAGCCGGCGGCCCUGAUCCCAACGCCAUCCUCACUGCUCCGGGCGGUGCCCAGAAGCAGCUGAAUGCAGAAGUGAGGAAGUCUCCUCUGAGUGGGGCCUCGUCGGAGUUUGAGAUCGUUCCUGCUGAAGCACAGGGCUUUUUGCAGGAGAGUGGGAGAACGGACCUGGAGCAGCUGCCUAAUGAGGAGGCCAACCUGCUGCCCCAGCUGCAGCGCUUGGAGAGCACCCUGAGCGGCUGCACCGAGGAGGCCGGCAAGAACCAGGUCUUCGUGCGCCUGGGCCACAUGGCCUCCGAGUUCAACCGCCUGGCCUCCAAGGUGCACAAGAAUGAGCAGAGGACGUCGUUCCUGCAGACGCUGUGCGAGCAGCUGCGCAAUGAGAAUGAGGAGCUGCGAGCCAAGCUGGAAAGGGACCUGGAGCAGAGAAACCAGGCCCUGGAGAAGCUCAGGUGUGAGAACCAGGAGCUCCGGAGGAUGGUGAUGCUGAACAGCAAGGAAAAUGCCAAGAGGGAAGGUGCUGACCAGCAGCAGAGCGGAGCCGUGAUGGAAAAGGUGCCAGGCAGAGGAGGCCUGGAGGCCAAGGAGAAGAAGGUGAAGAUCCUGGAGCACCAACGCAACGAGCUGCUGGAGGUCAAUAAGCAGUGGGAUCAGCACUUCCGAUCCAUGAAGCAGCAGUACGAGCAAAAGAUAACAGAUCUGCGCCAGAAGCUGGCUGAGGCCCAGAGAGCACGGACCGAGCUGGAGUCAGAGCGGGAGCAGAAGCAACGGGACUUUGACCGCAAGCUGCUACUGGCCAAAUCCAGGAUUGAAACGGAGGAGGCAGAGAAGGACAGGCUGGCCGCAGAGGUGAGGGACCUGCAGCAGAGGAUGCGGUUCCUGCAGGAGCAGCUGGCUCCAGUCACCAAACAGAGAGAGUAUCAGGAGAAAGAGAUCCAGAGGCUGAACAAGGCACUAGAGGAGGCCCUGAACGUCCAGGCCUCUCCACCACCCGCCUUUGCCGCUGCUGCGGAGCCGCUUGGGAAGAUGCCACGGCAGGAGCUGCUCACUCAGAAUGAGCUCCUCAAGCAGCAGGUGAAAAUCUUUGAGGAGGACUUCCAACGGGAAAGGAGCGACAGGGAGAGGAUGAACGAGGAGAAGGAAGAGCUGAAGCAGCAGCUAGAGAAGCUGCAGAAGCAGCUGGCAGUCUCCAACAACCAGCUGCGCGUCUCCAAGGACGACUGCCAGCGGGAGAAGGAGGAGAAGGAGAAGCUGAAGAAGCUGCUGAAACAGCACAAGCAGGCUUCCGGCGAGAGGCUGCACCCGGAGCCCCUGCCAGGGCCUAUGGGGCCCGCCUGCCCCAUGUACCAGUACAGCCCCCCCAUGGCCCAUCCCAUGUACCACGGCUUUGACGACUGGCAGCAGAUCCGAUACCCGCCAGCAAUGCCAGGCGAGCACCCACCGGGACAAAACUUCCACCACUUCCCUCCACCAGAAUACCCCUGGCGCUCGCCCUGCGCGAUGUCUCGGAGCCAGAAUGCCCAGACAGUGGCUGGGGUGAAGCCGGUCCCCAAGGACAUGGAACAGGCAGGUCCGGGAUUGCCGUAACGCCCAGAGCCGGUUUAGCUGUGUUGUGAUACAGACUAAAGGCAGAAGAAAAGUAGGAUGUGUGUGUGUGCGCCUGUGUAUAUGUAUCUAGGACCUUCCUCUGGCUAUUUACCCCUGUGCGUAUAUACACAUGGUGUGUAUGGCUCGUGCUCGCGGCCUGGAACUGCUCCGGCAGGAGAAUGUGCGCGGAGGUGAAGGAGGGACUGGAGAUGCCGUUGAGCCUCCUUGAGAGCUCACAGACAGCCCCGCGGGACCGUCUCCUUCCUGACCACAUUUUGGGCUGGAAUGUGAUGCCCGGCUUUGUGUGGCUGAACGAGGAAGACAAGGUUUUCGGGGAAGGGGAGCAGGCGUUUGCCGGCAGCGCUCGCCAGGAGCUUCCCAGGAGAUUCGUCGUGGGACACAAUGUUGUUCUUCCCCUUGAUGAACGUUUCUGCAGGCUGAUGGCACAGACCUCUCCUGGUCAACGGGUGAUCCCAAGGAUGCAGGUUCCCUACCCUGCGUGGGCACGGACUGGGCUGAGGGUGCUUGAUGUCUUCGUAUUUAUUUAAGGAUUGAAGCUAAGCUGAGUCUUUGUUUUUUCCUGAGAGCGUGCUUUCCCUGGAAAAGUGUCUGUAGGACUCGAUGUGGGAGUUGGCUUCGACUGUUAUUUUGGCUUUGUUCAGAGGUAAUCUCAUGUCCAGAGCAAAUGCGGGGGGAACCAAAUUGCUAUAUGAGCACUCCAGUAUUUAUUUACACAAGUGAAUGGUAUUGACCUGCUGCAGGGACAGGCGCCAAAUGUACAAAAUGUAGCCACUAGCCUGACUUUCAGCCUGUUAGCAGGAAGGCAGAUGAGAUGAUGUCAAAACAAGGCUGUGGAUUUAGCCCCUCGUCCUCCACAUUCCCCACACUCCUCUCUUGCUGCCUGACUUUUCCAAGGAGGUUCCUAACGCGUUCUCCUUAUGCCACUUGCUCUCCCAGCCCCGAUUUCCUGCUGCUCUUGGAUGGUGUCCAGUUUCUCAAAUGCACAAAGUAGAUCUCCAGCUCAAAACAAGUCUGGAGGAAAACAGGGUCACGUGGAAGACAGCAGGGAGGCCUGGAGCUGGGACGUGCUCGUCUGCAGGAGCCUGUGCCCGGCUCCUGCCAACAGCAUCGCUCGCGGCAGCCCGCGAGGGUCCCGCUGCGCCCCCAGGAGAGCACGCAGGGACCUCUCCCACCACCUGCCCAGCCUGCUGCCCUCUGCUCUUGGUUGUGCUCUGGACAGGAACCUGUUCGACUCCCCAUU
This is a messenger RNA of Nothoprocta perdicaria, 3135 nucleotides long. RefSeq names its product TNFAIP3 interacting protein 1 (gene TNIP1). The record is from RefSeq and is a predicted model, not a curated record. The coding region runs from base 39 to 1874 and encodes 611 amino acids. The transcript has 17 exons. Lineage: Eukaryota; Metazoa; Chordata; Aves; Tinamiformes; Tinamidae. Gene Ontology annotation, biological process: cellular response to lipopolysaccharide; regulation of transcription by RNA polymerase II; negative regulation of canonical NF-kappaB signal transduction.